Molecule: messenger RNA, 415 nt
Organism: Haemonchus placei
Lineage: Eukaryota; Metazoa; Nematoda; Chromadorea; Rhabditida; Trichostrongylidae
Source: the annotation of a GenBank genome assembly
AUGUUACAAAUUCGUGAAUGAUCGUCAGCCCUUCUACUUAGCAGAAGAAGCAUGUCAGGCAAUCGGAGGCCACCUGGUUUCUGUGGAAAACGGUUUCGAGAACGCUAUGCUGGCCGACCUCUCCAAAUCUGGCACGGAAUACAAAAAAGAUUCCGAUCUUACGUGGAUCGGAUUGACGCAGGCUAACUAUCCAACAGACACCAAGUGGACAUGGACCGACGGUACCCCUCUGGACUACUUCAGAUGGGCGCCUGGAGAGCCUAACAACCUCAAAGGGCUAGAGCAUUGUGGACAGACCCAUAGUGACUACCUCGGCAAGGAUCCGGCUAAGGACGACGCAUACCAGAAAUGGAACGAUUGUCAAUGUACUGAAGAAAUGCGAGCUUACGUCUGUAAGAAGCCUGCUAUGCAUUGA